AUGACAAGGCUGUCAGCGCUCUGAGAGACACAGACUGGCUGAUAAGGCUUUUUUCCACAUCGCUUCAGCUUACAUUUCCCCCAGUAGCAGAGAGCUGCCAAUUGUGUGUGAGGACCCAAGAACAACUUCAUCCCUCAGAAAGAUAGUUGUAUAGACUGACUUCUCCUUCUGGCCCUCACUUCAUAAGAAGCCCCAGUGCCAAGCUAUCAUCAUGGGGACGAGAGGCAUCCUCCUAGGCUGCAUAACUGUUGCCCUGUUCCUCCAGCUGUCUACUGCAGGCCUGGUGAAGAAGGUCAUCCGCCAUCGCAGAGAGACCCUGAUGCCCAAGAAAAGCCAAGAAAACCUGACCCUGCCGCAUCCAGAUCAGCCCGUUGUGUUCAACCAUAUCUAUAACAUCAAUGUACCCUCCACUUCCCUCUGCUCUGUGGACCUUGACUCCCCCGGAGGCACAGAGCUCAAACGCAAAAAUGCCCAAUCGGAUUUGCAGAACACUGAGCAGAUGGAGCAUACGGUGGACGGUGACAACCAAAUUGUUUUCACACACCGUAUCAACAUCCCUAAGCAGGCAUGUGGCUGUGACAAUCAGCUGCCAGACAUCAAGGACAUCCUAAACAGGCUGGAGAUGCUGGAAGCAGAGGUGUCUAGUUUAAGAGAGCAGUGCAGCAGUGGAGCAGGAUGCUGUGGAGCUCAAGUCACAGGUGAGGUAGCCACCAAGCCCUACUGUAAUGGGCGUGGCAACUGGAGUGCCGAGACCUGCAGCUGUUUGUGUGAUUCUGGCUGGAGGGGCCCCAACUGCACCGAACCCGAAUGCCCCAAUGACUGCCAGGACCAGGGCCGCUGUGUGGAUGGCAAGUGUGUAUGCUUUGAGGGCUUCAACGGGGAAGACUGCAGCACUGAGAUGUGUCUUUUGGACUGUGGGGAGUAUGGUCACUGCAUUGAUGGAGCCUGCCUCUGUGAUGAAGGCUUCAUCGGCGAGGACUGCUCCCAGACCAGCUGCCUGAACAACUGCCUGGGCCGUGGUCGUUGCGUGGAGGACGAGUGUAUCUGUGAUGAGCCAUGGACAGGCUUUGACUGCUCUGAACUCAUCUGUCCCAACGACUGCUAUGACCGUGGGCGCUGCAUCAAUGGCACCUGCUACUGCGAAGAGGGCUACACUGGGGAAGACUGUGGUGAGCUCACUUGUCCCAGCAACUGUAACAACCAUGGCGUGUGUGUGAAUGGUCAGUGUGUAUGCCACACCGGCUACACUGGAGAGGACUGCUCAAAGCUCACCUGUCUCAACAACUGCAAUGAAAGAGGCCACUGCUUCAAUGGCAGAUGUAUUUGUGAUCCAGGCUUUGAGGGCGAAGAUUGCUUCAUCCUCUCGUGCCCAGACAACUGCAGCAACAAAGGCCAAUGCAUUAACGGAGAAUGUGUGUGUGACAUAGGAUACCAAGGUGAAGACUGUAGCGAGCUCUCCUGUCUAAACAACUGCCUGAACUAUGGCCGCUGUGUUAAUGGACAGUGUGUAUGUGACAAAGGAUACGCUGGGGAGGACUGCAGCAUCAAGACCUGCCCGAAAGACUGCAUGGGACGUGGAGAGUGUGUGGACGGCAAAUGCAUAUGCUUUGUCGGCUUCACAGGGAAGGACUGUGGGGAGCUGACCUGUCCCAAUGAAUGUAUGAACCGCGGCAUUUGUGUGAAUGGACAGUGUGUUUGUAAUAGGGGCUUUACGGGUGAGGACUGCAGUGAGAAGACAUGUCCCAACAACUGCCUGGAAAGAGGUUACUGUGUCGAUGGCAACUGUGUGUGUUUCGAAGGUUUCACUGGACUGGACUGCUCCAUUCUGACCUGCCCAGGAGAUUGCCAGAACCAGGGAAGCUGUGAGAAUGGAAUGUGUGUUUGCAAUGAGGGCUUCAUUGGGGAAGACUGCUCUGAGGUGUCGCCGCCCAAGGACCUAACGAUAGUGGAGGUCACUCCAGAGACUGUGGACCUUUCCUGGGUGAAUGAGAUGCUGGUGAAUGAGUACCUGAUUACCUAUGUGCCCACGGCCCCUGGAGGUCUGGAGCUGGACAUGCGGGUGCCUGGGGACCAAAAAAUGGCCACCAUUCAGGAGCUGGAACCUGGCGUGGAGUAUCUGAUCAGCGUCUACGCAAUUCUCAAUAAUAAGAGGAGUGUUCCUGUUAGCGCCAGGGUGGCAACACAUCUUCCUGAGCCUGAAGGGCUCAAGUUCAAGUCGGUGAGGGAGACUUCAGUGGAGGUGCAGUGGGACCCACUGGACAUUCCUUUUGACGGCUGGAACCUUAUCUUCAGAAACACAAAAGAGGAGACUGGUGAGAUUCUCAAUUCCCUUGGCCGUCCAGAGACCACCUUUGAGCAGUCAGGCCUGGGCCCUGGCCAGGAGUAUGAGGUCAAACUGGAGGUAGUGAAGAACAAAAACCGCGGGCCACCAGCCUCCAAGAACGUUGUCACAAUGAUUGAUGCACCGAGCCAGGUGGAUGUACGCGAUGUGACUGACACCACAGCGCUGGUGACCUGGUUUCAGCCCGUGGCUGAGGUAGACGGCAUCAGUGUUUCUUUCGGACCCAGCUUGGACCCUGCUGCUCGCAGCGUGGUGGAGCUGUCCUCAACCGAUACCCAGCACCACCUGGGAGGCCUCAGCCCUGACACCGAGUACGAAGUAUCUCUAAUGGCCCGCAGAGGAGACACAACCAGUGUUCCUGUCUACGAAACCUUCCUCACAGACCUGGAUGCCCCCAGGGACUUGCACACAUUGGAGCUGACUGAUGAAAGCAUCACUCUGGAGUGGAAGAACAGCCAGGCUCAGGUGGACAACUACCGCAUCAAAUAUGGACCCCUGUCUGGAGGGGAGCAUGGAGAGCUGCUCUUCCCUCCGGGACCCCAUGACACUACUCAGGCCAAGAUCACUGGCCUGAGACCUGGCACAGAGUAUGGAAUGGGCGUGACAGCUGUUAAGGAUGAACGUGAAAGUCUUCCUACCACCACGAAUGCAGUGACUGCUCUGGAUGCUCCUAAAGACCUGACAGUGGCCGAGGUGACAGAGACCACCAUGAUGUUGGAGUGGAGGAGACCACUGGCCAAACUGGAUUCCUACAAGCUGGUAUAUGUGUCCGCUGAUGGCCACAAGGCGGAAGCUAUGCUGCCCAGCAGCUCUGAGUCGCACACGCUGAGAAACCUGACGCCUGGCAUGUUGUACACCAUCAGCAUCACUGCUGACAGAGGCCGGAGGAUGAGUGCCCCGGCCACCAUCUCAGCACCCACAGAAGAGGAGAAGCCUGUGGUGGCAAAUGUCACUGUCAGUGAUCUAUCAUGGGACAGCUUCGUCCUGUCCUGGUCUGCCAAGGAAGGGGCAUUUGAAUCCUUUCUGGUUGAGGUUUCCGACGCAGAGACAGGUGCUGAGUGGCAAAACCACACGGUGCCCACUGAUGCUCGCAGCCUUGCCAUCUCUGGCCUGUCCCCCACUACCUGGUACAGGGCUAACCUGUAUGGGGUGUACAGGGGGGCCCUCUUAGAGCCCGUCUAUGCAGACACCAUCACAGAGACCGAACCAGAAGUAGAGGCUCUCUUGGUCUCUGACGUCACCCCCGAGAGCUUUAGGUUGGCCUGGACAGCUGAAGAGGACGUCUUCGACACCUUUGUGAUCAUGACCAGCCAGACUAGUGGCCUAGGUGAGCCGCAUGAGCUGGUCCUGGGCGGCGAGGAACGGAGCGCAGUUAUCACUCAUCUGAAUGAGGACACAGAGUACAAAACUGAGAUCUUUGGACUCGUUUCGGGACAACGCUCCAAAUCUGUAAUCGAGGUGGCGAGAACAGAUCUAGGCUCACCCAAAGGUGUCCGAUUCUCCGAUGUCACCGAUACGUCUGCCACCGUUCACUGGGUGGUGCCGAGAGCCCGGGUAGACAGCUACCAGGUCACCUACGUGCCUGCUCACGGAGGAAAUGCUAAAACGGUAACAGUGGACGGCGCCGAGUCUCAGACUGUGCUGCCCAACCUGACACCGGGGGUCACUUAUCAGGUCAGUGUCAUCGCGACCAAGGGUCAGAGGGAGAGUGAGCCUGGAUCUGAUAGCGUCACCACAGCUCUGGAUAAGCCCCGUGGUCUGACUGCAGUCAACAUCACAGACACUGAAGCUCUACUGCUUUGGCAGCCUGCCAUUGCUACUGUGGAUGGCUACAUCAUCACCUACAGCGCAGACACAGUGGCACCAGUGAUGGAACGUGUGUCAGGAAACAUUGUGGAGUUUGAGAUGAGCUCUCUGACACCAGCAACGCGUUACACAGUGAAGGUGUAUGCUGUGAGAGACUCAGCCAAGAGCACAGCCACCACAGCGGAGUUUACCACCGAUGUGGAUGCUCCUCAGGACCUGGCAGCCAGUAACAUCCAGACAGAGAGCGCCCAGCUGACCUGGAAGCCGCCUCGUGCCGACAUCACCGGUUACAUUCUGAGCUUCGAGUCCGCCGAUGGCACUGUGCGGGAGGUGGUACUAAGUCCCACUGCUGUCUCUUACAACAUGGCCCAGCUCAGCGCCUCCACAGAGUAUUCAGUCAAGCUGCAGGCCAUCGCAGGACCAAAGAGGAGCAGAGUCAUCACUACCAUCUUCACCACCACGGGUGUGCUGUACAGGCACCCAAGGGACUGCUCACAGGCCCUGCUGAACGGCGACACCAGCUCAGGCCUGUACACCGUCUAUCUGGGCGGAGAUGAGAGCCAGCCUGUCCAGGUCUACUGUGACAUGACCACUGAUGGAGGUGGAUGGAUUGUUUUCCUCAGACGACAGAGUGGUAAACUGGAGUUUUUCCGCAACUGGAAGAACUACACAGCUGGCUUUGGUGACAUGAAUGAUGAAUUCUGGCUGGGUCUGUCCAACCUGCAUAAGAUCACAGCUGGAGGUCAGUAUGAGCUGCGAGUCGACCUCAGGGAUAAAGGAGAGACAGCCUACGCUCAGUAUGACAAGUUCUCUGUUUCGGAGCCUCGCACCCGCUACAAGGUCCAUGUGGGAGGAUACAGUGGAACUGCAGGAGACUCUAUGACUUACCACCAUGGGCGUCCAUUCUCCACCUAUGACCAUGACAAUGACAUUGCCGUUACCAACUGUGCCCUGUCCUAUAAGGGAGCCUUCUGGUAUAAAAACUGCCACCGUGUCAACCUCAUGGGCCGAUAUGGAGACAACAGUCAUAGCAAGGGCGUUAACUGGUUCCACUGGAAGGGUCAUGAGCACUCGAUUGAAUUUGCCGAGAUGAAGAUCAGGCCAUCCAACUUCAGAAACCUGGAGGGAAGGAGGAAACGAUCAUAAAUUAUCCGAAAUUAGCAUCACCACUACCACUAGUACUCUGUCUGGACCCCCCAUAAACCACCUCACCGCCCCACCCUUCCCCACCCUGCAGCUACCAAAGCCACUGCCAAGAGCCCUGCUGCAUCCACUUGAACAAACAUAUCUUCCUCCCAUUUGCUCCCAGAUCAGCCUUGACACCUGAUCCCCACAACAAGCCCCUUCCCCUACUCUGAUAUGGUUGAUGUGGAUAUUACAAAAUGGACUUCGGUCAAGCCCGCACUGAUUCUGUUCAUGCACCAAAGAGGGCAAACAACUCCAUCGCACCCACCUGUUCAUCUUUGUCUUACAUUGCAGCAUUUGUGGAUAUUUGCGUGCAGCUCGGGCAUUAUGUUGAGUACAGUAAUAGGUACCCUGUGUUAUAGAUCCCCUGUAACACAUCUAAGCCUCAUUACUCUCACAUCUGGGGGGAGGGGGGAGGGGGUGUUGCAGAGAGGACAGGCUGUUUACAGUGCAUGUAGUCUUGUUUAGGUUCAGGAUGUGUUUGCUGAAAGCAGUUUAAACUGGAUUACCACAGAAAUUCUAUUCCUUGUACAGUAUCACACAGGCAUUGAUCUCAAUUCAAACAUUUUCUAGCUCAAAAAGGGAUUUCAUUCAGAAGACCCUGCUCAGAUAUCAAAUACCUUCCAUCUAAAUUGCCAUUCAUCUGUCUUUGUACAAUUUACUAGUCUCAGUGUUACUUAAUCAUUCCCAGAUUCCCAGCUCCCUCUAUCCUUUUUUUUCCAGUGUAAGCAGACAUCUGAGGUGACAAAUGGGAAUGAAAAGAUUUAAAAAAAAAAAAAAAAAACUGGAUAAAAGUAUUUAACCCCCACAUCCCAUGUCCACAUGGACAGCGUUGUUUCCACUGACUGUGUGAGCCCUGAAGGUGAAGCUACAGUAUCAUGUGUUUUAAAACAGCUAAAGAGCAGAGAAAAAGUAAAAAAAAGUAAAAAGUGGCGUGUUUUGAUUUUUUUGUUUCUUCUAUGAAUCUGAGGCAGGACCUGUUCAGUAUAAUGAAAUGGGAUGAUGACUUUUUUUCUUUUCAAAAUGUGAAUACAGUACAUAUAUGUGGAACAAGAGAAUGUUAUGUGUUGUUGAUACAAAAGAUAUGGAUGGUCAAAUAAAAAAAGGCCAAUUUCAAAAGUAUGAUCGCUAUGGUGUGAGGAAAAUAUAUGGUGUUUGGGCAGGCCAAAACUAGAGAACUAGUUCCCCUUUCCACUCCCCUUGUCCCCUGCUAGGGCAGGAUACUAAACCACUGACCCUCUAAAGAAUGCCUGUGUAAAUUAAGUUUCUUUUUGUUCUUUUGUUUGUUUAUAACUGGGUGAACAACAGGUGUUUCUCU
This is a messenger RNA of Myripristis murdjan (pinecone soldierfish), 6650 nucleotides long. It is a transcript of the gene tncb, whose product is annotated as tenascin Cb. Gene Ontology annotation, biological process: regulation of cell adhesion; neuron projection development. The transcript is spliced from 23 exons. Gene Ontology annotation, molecular function: protein binding. The record is from RefSeq and is a predicted model, not a curated record. NCBI's taxonomy places the organism in Eukaryota, Metazoa, Chordata, Actinopteri, Holocentriformes, Holocentridae. The coding region runs from base 212 to 5293 and encodes 1693 amino acids.